AUGGAAAGGCUACCGAAAGAAAUUGUUGCACAGUUCCGAGGACUUCUCCUUGGAGAAAAUUCAGAAACAUCUUCGAAUCGAGGAGGAAUAGAAGGAGAGGGAGAAAUCAGAACCCCUACUCAUUUCAAAACAAACGCUGUGACCAACAAGGGAAAGAAGAGACAUGAUGGCAUGAAGAGUCAUCUUGGACCAAAGAAAGAACAUAACAAGUUCAAGAACUAUGGCGGUCAUAAAGGUCCAAAGAACGGAUGUUUCGUAUGCGGUAAACCUGGACACUAUGCUCGAGAUUGCAGACAAAAUAAAGCAAAAAAUGAGAUCAAUGCAAUUCGAUCAGAUGAUGACAUAAUUGCUACAGUGAGCGAAAUUAUGGCAAUCAAAGGAAAAGUUCAAGGUUGGUGGUAUGACACUUGUGCUACGGUGCAUGUUACUUAUGACAAGGCUGCAUUCAAAACCUAUUCUGAAGCAAUUGAUGGACAAGAGGUACAAAUGGGAAAUGAAGUCCGCUCUAAAGUUGUUGGAACCGGUUCGGUCGAACUUAACUUCACUUCUGGAAAGAAAGUUACACUUGUAAAUGUGCUUCAUGUUCCAGACAUGAAUAGGAAUCUUGUUAGUGGAGAUUUAUUAGGAAAACCGGGUAUUAAAUCUGUAUAUGAAUCGGGCAAACUUAUUUUGACCCGUAAUGGUGUAUUCAUUGGAAAAGGAUAUUCCGCAGAGGGAAUGAUCAAACUAUGUACUAAUGAUAAUAUUAUUAAUGAAAUUUCUAAUUCCGCUUACAUGCUUGAUUCCGUUUCUUUAUGGCAUAAUAGAUUAGCACAUUGUGAUUUGUGCGAAUUUAAUGGCAUGUUGACACGUGGAGGGAAUAGAUACUUUAUUACAUUCAUAGACGAUUCCUCUAUAUACACUCAUGUAUAUCUCUUAAAGCAUAAAGAUGAUGCAUUUAAUGCCUUUAAGACUUAUAAAGCAGAAGUCGAAAAUCAAUUAAAUAAAAGUAUAAAGGUCCUUAGAAGUGAUAGGGGCGGCGAAUACUUUUCAAUUGAAUUUGAUGCAUUCUGUGAAGAGCACGGCAGAACGCCAAAUAUCGGUUACUUUAAAGUGUGGGGGUGUGUGGCAUACUACAAAAACAUGGACCCUAAAAGAACCAAGUUGGGUCCUCGAGGAAUAAGAUGUGCUUUUGUAGGAUAUGCACAACACAGUAAAGCAUAUAGACUCUUAAAUCUAGAAUCUAAUGUAAUUGUUGAAUCCCGGGAUGUAGAAUUCUUUGAAAACCUUAUCAUAAAGGAUAAAGGAUCGGAGUCGGCCACUAAUAAAGAAUCUCAUGAAGAUAACUCUUCUCGGAUUGUAGAAAUACAAACUGAAGGCACUCCUAUAAUCAUUGAACCACAACCCGAGCCUAGGAUAAGCAAGAGAAUUCGGAAAACAAAGAAUCUAGGACCAGAUGAGAUUGAUUCUCAAUCUAUUUCCUUUUAUCUUGUUGAGGGAAAUUGUAAGAACUUUGUUCAACGCAUUCCGAUUAUUCUUCAAGUGGAAGAUGAUCCAAAAACUUAUAAGGAAGCAAUAACUUCAAGGGACUCCACUUUUUGGAAAGAUGCUAUCCAAGAUGAAAUGGAAUCAAUUAUGGAUGUUAAAACAGCGUUCCUAAAUGGAGAUCUUGAUGAGGAAAUCUACACGGAACAACCGGAAGGCUACCUGCUUCCUGGAAAUGAACAAAAGUUGGAAAUGGCGCGGUUUCUUGCUUCAAUUCCUAUAAACAGUAAUCCACCAUCACCUGCAAGUGAAGAUUCAAUGAAGAAAUGGCAUCAAAAAUCAAAGAUUCUUGAGAAAUUGGAAGAAAAUGAAUGUGAAAAGUGUGGAAAAUUUGGAGAAUUUUGUGAGAUUUUUGGCUUUGAUCUGAAAAAAUGA
This is a messenger RNA of Lathyrus oleraceus (garden pea), 1899 nucleotides long. RefSeq lists its product as uncharacterized. NCBI's taxonomy places the organism in Eukaryota, Viridiplantae, Streptophyta, Magnoliopsida, Fabales, Fabaceae. Gene Ontology annotation, molecular function: nucleic acid binding; zinc ion binding. The record is from RefSeq and is a predicted model, not a curated record. Gene Ontology annotation, biological process: DNA integration. The transcript has 5 exons. The coding region runs from base 1 to 1899 and encodes 632 amino acids.